This is a messenger RNA of Sipha flava (yellow sugarcane aphid), 930 nucleotides long. RefSeq lists its product as uncharacterized. The coding region runs from base 1 to 930 and encodes 309 amino acids. The transcript has 3 exons. NCBI's taxonomy places the organism in Eukaryota, Metazoa, Arthropoda, Insecta, Hemiptera, Aphididae. The record is from RefSeq and is a predicted model, not a curated record.
AUGCAUUGGGACGAAUCAACAGAACCAAGCAUUCAAGAAUUGUUUAUGGACUUCGUGAAUAUUCAUUCAACGUCAGGAUUAAGUCUUUCAAAUGUAUUGAUUUCAAAACUUGCAGAAUAUGAGAUACCUUUAAGAGACUGUCGGGAUGAGGAGUAUGAUAACGGAAGCAAUAUGGUUGGAGAAUAUCAAGGAGUGCAGUCACCAUCCACAAAAAGAUGGGAUAUUUUAAAAAAACACUGUUCUAUAGUGUUAAAAAAAUGGACAGCUACACGAUGGGAAAGUAGAUAUAAAUGUGUUAAAGCAAUUAAAGAUCAACUAUCUGAGGUACUAAAUGCUUUAGAAGAAAAACUGAAUGCUCUAAUGAUCCAAAGUCAUCUGGUAAUCUGGCUUGAUAUUUUGGGUCAAGUUAAAAUUGUAAAUAAAAUUUUACAAGAUCCUAAAAUGGAUUUAAAUGCAUCGGCUAGCAGCAUAGGUAGUCUUAUCACUUUUUUAGAAAAAUAUCGUACAAAUGGAUUUGAAAACGCCAAAUUGGUUGGAAUGGAAAUCGUUAAAUAUAUUGGUGGAACUGCUAACUUCAAGGGAAAAAGACCAAGAAAUAAAAAAAAAAUGUUUAACUACGAAAGUAACGAUGAAUAUACAAUUAGUUCAGAAGAAGCUUUUUGUCGUGAUUACUUUUUGAUCCUAAUUGACCGUGCUACGGAAGCAUUGAGAGUACGGUUGGAGUACCAAAGCACAUUUAACUCCAAUUUUGGAUUUUUGUACAGAAUUGGAAAACUUAAACAUCAAAAUGAUGGUUUUAUUAAAAAUUGUUGCAAUGAUUUGCAAAACGUAUUGAGUGAAGGCAAUUUUAGAGAUAUAAAUGGUGCAGAUUUAUACAUGGAACUUCUUAUUUUUCGAAGUAUAAUAGAUGAAAACGCAACAACUCUAUAG